AGUACUUAGUUAUUCUUGCCUGUUUCACAGCAGUGGAGAAGAUUGUUUACUAUUUUUCUUUAAUAGCGAUAAAAAACAUAUCACGUUUAAAUGGAAAUAAACAGUGAUUAAGUGCAGAACAUACCUAGUACAUUAGAUUCUCUAUCAACAUCGCAUUUAAGUGACCACAAUGACAGCCAUCAAGCACGCCCUACAGAGGGACAUCUUUACGCCCAAUGAUGAGCGUCUCCUCAGCAUCGUCAACGUCUGCAAGGCAGGGAAAAAGAAGAAGAACUGCUUCCUGUGUGCCACGGUCACCACAGAGAGGCCGGUGCAGGUGAGAGUGGUAAAAGUGAAGAAGUCAGACAAAGGGGAUUUCUACAAACGGCAGAUGGCCUGGGAACUGAGGGAUCUGGCUGAAGUGGAUGCAAAAGAUGCCAGCAAGGAGAACCCGGAGUUUGACCUCCAUUUUGAGAAGGUGUAUCGAUGGGUGGCCAGCAGCACAGCUGAGAAGAAUUCCUUCAUCUCCUGCAUUUGGAAGCUGAACCAGCGUUACCUACGGAAGAAGGUGGAGUUUGUGAAUGUCAGUGCCCAGCUGCUGGAAGAGCUUCCUAAAGCGGAAGAGUCAGUCCCCAGUGGUGAGAGCCAGAGUGUUGCCGGAGGCGAUGAGGAUGCUCUGGAUGACUACCAAGAGCUGAAUGCCCGUGAGGAGCAAGACAUUGAAGGCAUGAUGGAGGUGUGCGAGUAUGCCAUCUCUAAUGCAGAGGCCUUCGCUGAGAAACUCUCCAGGGAGCUACAGGUUCUGGAUGGGGCCAACAUCCAGUCCAUCAUGGCAUCUGAGAAGCAGGUGAACAUCCUGAUGCAGCUGCUUGACGAGGCUCUUUCGGAGGUGGACACCAUUGAGGGCAAGCUGAGCAGCUAUGAGGAGAUGCUGCAGAGCGUCAAGGAGCAGAUGGACCAGAUCUCCCAGAGCAACCGCCUCAUCCAGAUCAGCAACACCAACAACGGCAAGCUGCUGGACGAGAUCCAGUUUCUGGUGAAUUAUAUGGACCUGUCGAAGGGACACAUCAGGGCCCUGCAGGAUGGAGACUUGUCCUCCCCCAAAGGCAUCGAGGCCUGUAUCAACGCCUCUGAGGCACUACUGCAGUGCAUGAACGUGGCACUCAGACCAGGUCAUGAGAAACUGAUGGCUGUGAAACAGCAGCAGCACCUGUUCACUGAGCUCAGAGAUACCUUCGCCCGGCGCCUCACCAACCACCUCAACAACGUGUUCGUCCACCAGUUCAACCACUUCAGUCACUUCAAAAUGACCAUCCCUCAGUUCUAUAGGUCCUCCUGUAUGUCGCUUCCAGGCCAUGACCAGAGCUCCACGCUUUCCCAGCACACGGCAGAGCUGACCCUGCCUAAACACAGCCCACUGCACAGGGACCUGCUGAGAUACGCCAAGCUCAUGGAGUGGCUCAAGAACACCCAGAGAGAGAAGUACGACGGCCUGUCUAGGACCUAUGUUGAUUACAUGACCAGAUUAUAUGAACGAGAAAUCAAAGAUUUCUUUGAGGUGGCGAAGAUCAAAAUGGCGGGCACAACCAAGGAGGGGAAGGGAAAUAAAUUUGCCACGCUUCCACGGAAAGAGAGUGCUCUCAAACAGGAAACGGAAAGCCUGCAUGGCAGCUCUGGGAAGCUGACGGGCUCCACCUCCAGUCUGAAUAAGCUGGCAGUGCAGGGCUCCAACAGCAGGCGCUCCCAGUCCUCCUCUCUGCUGGACAUGGGCAACAUGUCUGCCUCAGACCUGGAUGUGGCCGACAGGACAAAGUUUGACAAGAUCUUUGAGCAGGUUCUUAGUGAGCUGGAGCCUCUCUGUCUAGCAGAACAAGACUUCAUCAGCAAGUUCUUCAAGCUACAGCAGCACCCCACCCUGGCUCAGGGAGAAAUGGAGGAGUCGGAUGGAGGGGUGUCCUCCAGACAGCCCCCUCCAGGGGAACACAGACACUCCAUGUCAUUGACUGAGAAGGACAUGGUGCGAUUGAUGAUGAACAAGAUCUUCCAGAGCAUUGAGACGGAACUCAACAGCCUCAUCGCCCUGGGAGACAAGAUUGACAGCUUCCACUCCCUGUACAUGCUGGUGAAGAUGAGUCACCACGUGUGGACGGCCCAGAACGUGGACCCCGCUUCCUACCUCAGCACCACCCUCGGCAAUGUGCUGGUCACCGUCAAGAGAAACUUUGACAAGUGCAUUUCUGGUCAGAUCAGACAGAUGGAGGAGGUGAAGAUCUCUAAGAAGAGCAAGGUGGGCAUCCUGCCCUUUGUCACUGGGUUCGAGGAGUUUGCUGAGCUGGCUGAAACCAUCUUCCGUAAUGCAGAGCGCAGAGGGGAUCUGGACAAAGCAUAUGUCAAGCUUAUCAGAGCCGUCUUUAUGAAUGUGGAGAAAGUGGCCAAUGAGAGUCAGAAGACGCCCCGGGACGUGGUGAUGAUGGAGAACUUCCACCACAUCUUCUCCACACAGUCCCGCCUGAAGAUCUCAUGCCUUGAGACAGAGAGGCGAGAGGCCAAACACAAGUACACAGACCACCUGCAGUCCUACGUCAUCAACUCCCUGGGCCAGCCCCUGGAGAAACUCAAUCACUUCUUUGAGGGAGUGGAGGCGCGUGUGGCCCAGGGGGUGCGUGAGGAGGAGGUCAGCUACCAGCUGGCUUUCAAUAAACAGGAGCUGCGUAAAGUUAUCAAGGAGUACCCUGGCAAGGAGGUGAAGAAGGGCCUGGACAACCUGUACAAGAAGGUGGAUAAGCACUUGUGUGAGGAGGAGAGCCUGUUACAGGUGGUGUGGCACUCCAUGCAGGAUGAGUUCAUCCGUCAGUACAAACACUUUGAAGGCUUGAUUGGCCGUUGCUACCCUGGGUCUGGAAUCACCAUGGAGUUUACCAUUGGAGACAUGUUGGAGUACUUCUCAAGCAUUGCCCAGUCCCAUUAAUUACAAACAUACACAUUAUAACUUUACACAUGCUCUCUAUUGCUUCAUAGUGCCUCACACAGAAGAAACACUAUUUACUGAAACCAAUCCGUCAUUGCUGUGUGGCCAAUACGAAGUAGAUUUACUGAAAUUGAUUAAACUGCAGUUGAAAUUGUCUGCAGUUAAUUCUGGAAGGGAAUUAACAGUUGUAAAAAGUGUGUGGGCACAUAGCCUAGCGGUUAAGAGCUCUGGGCCAGUAACCGAAAGGCUGAGCCGAUUAGGUGAAAAUCUGUCAUUGUGCCCU
This is a messenger RNA of Coregonus clupeaformis (lake whitefish), 3230 nucleotides long. Its product is annotated as exocyst complex component 1. The transcript has 20 exons. Gene Ontology annotation, molecular function: phosphatidylinositol-4,5-bisphosphate binding. Lineage: Eukaryota; Metazoa; Chordata; Actinopteri; Salmoniformes; Salmonidae. The coding region runs from base 170 to 2947 and encodes 925 amino acids. The record is from RefSeq and is a predicted model, not a curated record. Gene Ontology annotation, biological process: Golgi to plasma membrane transport; exocytosis. Gene Ontology annotation, cellular component: exocyst; plasma membrane.